Molecule: messenger RNA, 6330 nt
Organism: Brassica napus (rape)
Lineage: Eukaryota; Viridiplantae; Streptophyta; Magnoliopsida; Brassicales; Brassicaceae
Product: F-box protein At5g10340-like
Exons: 2
Coding region: 5214-6317 (367 amino acids)
Molecular function (GO): protein binding
Source: RefSeq, a predicted model, not a curated record
AAUGCUGAUCAAAUAUUAACCAUGUGUAACACAUUUUUGGAUGGUUUAGAAAGAACCAAACCCAUUCUUUCUUUCUUUUCGUCUGAAAGUUUUCAUUGAUAACAUAGAGAACAUAGAGCCAUACAUGGUGAAACACUAAAGCCGGCAGAACAUAUACCGAUCUCCGGAACCCAAACCCCAACGGUGGGAAACUAAAGCUCAACAAUAGGACACAAGCAUCUAAACAUCACAAAUAAACAAUAACUACAUCUUGCAGCUAGCUAAGAGAAUCCAAAAGAACAAGCUAAUAAGAGAUAAUAGAAAACAAACUUAAUUGACUAUGAUUAGCCGGUCUUCUCACUACGAACAUAGUAAGAGAGCAAGCACCGCAGAGAAUUUCAUGAAGAAUAGCAGCACCUUCAUCUGAACCACUCGUUCACGAUGACUACACACGAACCACUUUGCGAAACCAAAACAACACCCACAAAGAAGCAACACCCGAUACAAAUUAAACCUCCUACUCAACACACCCUUCAUCUGGACGCUUCAAAGCCUUAACCUCUUUAUACUGUUUCACCUAGAAGCCACCGAGGAUAAACCAAGACCAAAGACAGACCAGGAAAAUAAACUUAUUCAAGGGAUUAGAGAAGGACCCUUAGCAACUGGGAGCAGUGCCCUGAAACCAGCUUCUUCUCGACAACGAUACCAACCAACUGCUCAUCCUACACCACUGCGCCGCUGCGUCACCGUCACGGAAUCACAAGCCAACUAAUCAAUCCUCUACACUCCAAGCAAGGCUAAUCGGAUUCAAGCGCAAACAAGAGGACCAAUACAAGAACAUAACACAAAAGGACAUAAGGCUUAAACCCAUCAGAAUCCACCAUGACAAAUCAACGACGAACUCCAACCAGUAGGUUCAGAACCACCAGAACGGCGGUUCACGAACACUUCAACCCAGAACCUUUCGUUUGUUCAGAUCCAAAGCUCUAACCACACAAACUACAAAAGAAGAAGAAAACAUUCAGACUGGGCCGACGGUGACGCUAACAGAGCCGUCACGCGCCGGCCAUAAGAGAAGCGACUCCGGCGGCUGAAAGUUUAAAGGUCGAGAGGAUAUUAGGUCUUUUUUUAAAGAGCGCUCCCAACCAAACCCAUUCUUCCUUGCUAAUUAUAGAUUUUGAUUCUAACUAGUAACCAUUAAACUCAAUGCUGUCUCAAACUAUUUUUAAGACCUUUUCAGACUAAUAAUAAUGAUAAUGUAUAAAACGUAAUGAUAUAAUUUUAAAAUUUGAUAGUUCAAACUAAUAUAUGUUUAAAAUUCUGUUUUGAAACUAUAGACUAUAUAUUUUUAAAUAUAAUUAACAGUUUAAAGAUUUAUGCUUAAUUUAUAUAUGUUCUAAAAUACAUUUUUUUUAAUUCGUGACUAUGUUCGAUCUCUCCACUUCCAGAUGCAAUCAGGCGGCUCUGGUUAAACUAAUCUGAAUGAAAAUGAAAAAAGAAACAAAAUAAUAGAAAUAAAGACGGAUAUUUUUCUUUAUUAUUUUCCCAAAUUUAAUUAAAAUUUAAAUUGUUAAAUAAUUCUUUAAACAUUAAGAAGUGACUAAGAACUAUAUAUAUAUAUAUAUAAAGUUAGUUUUUUUCCUUCUUCUGACAAUUGGCAGGGGGCUUUUACGACACAUAUCAUCCAUGUAUUUUUUUACAUUUCAGGUCCCUCUUUUUUUAGAUUAUUUCAAUUUGGCCAAAUACUUUAUAAUUGUGCACUAUCUAAUUAUUUUCGCACUAACUAUUAUCGUAUGAAGUUUGAUAAUUUAUUUUAUUGUUUACUAAAAUUCAAUCUAUAUAUAUAAAGUUAGUUUUUUUCCUUCUUCUGACAACUGGCGGGGGAGGGGGGGGGCUUUUACGACACAUGUCAUCCAUGUAUUUUUUACAUUUCAUAUCCUUCUUUUUUUAGAUUAUUUCAAUUUGGCCAAAUACUUUAUAAUUGUGCACUAUCUAAUUCUUUUCGCACCAACUAUUAUCGUAUGAAGUUUGAUAAUCUAUUUUAUUGUUUACUAAAAUUCAAUAUAAUAAAUAAAUAAAUAAAUAAAAUAAUAGAAAUAAAUUUACAUAUUUAAUUUAUUCAUAACUAAAAAUAACAUAAUUUUUUGUCAUUUUAUUAUUUUUACCAUUUUCUAUUAUUAAUUUACAAAUUAUAAAUUUAUUUAACUAUUAAAAAUAUAAAAUGACCAAACUAAUAAAACAAAAUUAUAGUGCAAUACAUAAUAUAAACAUAAAACUUCCACAAUCACAAAGAAAAAGCAAAAUACCAUAGUAAUACUAAUUCAAUAAAAGUUAAAAAAUAUCAACAAAGAAGACUAAUUUAUCUCAGCUUACCAUAGAAUGUCUUGGCUAGAACAAGCAUAUGUCAUAAAAAGGUAAAAACAUAAAUAUGAGAUAAAGCAAUCUUCAGAACACAAAGAAUCGCGAUCAAGCACCAGCGCAAAAAAAAAACAAAAAAAAACGGGUUAGAGAAAGAAUAAUCAUCUGAAGAACAAAAUCACCACAAAACAAAAAGACGCAUGUCUAAAGCACCACUAGCACAACCACCAGCUAAUAGAUAAGAAGCACCUCACAAAGUAAACAAGUACAUACAAGGCGCCAAUAAUAGCGAAGCACCACAAAACUCUGAAUAGAAGAAACCAAAGCUACAAAAGAGUAGCUCCACACACCUACACCAAGGGAUGCAUGAGAAGAAUAUAUAUACAACCUUAGUGAGGAAGAAUGGAAGCCAACAACGGAAAAACAAAAACUUAAGCUUGAAUAUUUUUUACGACACAUGUCAUCCAUGUAUUUUUUACAUUUCAGAUCCUUCUUUUUUUAGAUUAUUUCAAUUUGGCCAAAUACUUUAUAAUUGUGCACUAUCUAAUUUUUUUCGCACCAACUAUUAUAGUAUGAAGUUUGAUAAUCUAUUUUAUUGUUUACUAAAAUUCAAUAUAAUAAAUAAAUAAAUAAAAUAAUAGAAAUAAAUUUGCAUAUUUAAUUUAUUCAUAACUAAAAAUAACAUAAUUGUUUGUUAUUUUAUUAUUUUUUACCAUUUUCUAUUAUUAUUUUACAAAUUAUAAAUUUAUUUAACUAUUAAAAAUAUAAAAUGACCAAACUAAUAAAAAUAAAUUAUAGUGCAAUACAUAAUCUAAACAUAAAACUUCCACAAUCACAAAAAAAAAGCAAAAUACCAUAGUAAUACUAAUUCAAUAAAAGUUUGGAGCUGAAAAAAUAUCAACAAAGAAGACUAAUCUAUCUCAUCUUACCAUAGAAUGUCUUGGCUAGAACAAGCAUAUGUCAUAAAAAGGUAAAAAGAUAAAAUAUGAGAUAAAACAAUUUUCAGAACACAAAGAAUCGCGAUCAAGCACCAGCGCAAAAAAAAAACAAAAAAAAACGGGUUAGAGAAAAAAUAAUCAUCGGAAGAACAAAAUCACCACAAAACAAAAAGACGCAUGUCUAAAGCACCACUAGCACAACCACCAGCUAAUAGAUAAGAAGCACCUCACAAACUAAACAAGUACAUACAAAGCGCCAAUAAUAGCGAAGCACCACAAAACUCUGAAUAGAAGAAACCAAAGCUACAAAAGAGUAGCUCCACACACCUACACCAAGGGAUGCAUGAGAAGAAUAUAUAUACAACCUUAGUGUGGAAGAAUGGAAGCCAACAACGGAGAAACAAAAACUUAAGCUUGAGACCAUAAACAACCUUCCAAGCGCACAAAGCAUACAAAGAGAAAAACACUAUCCAAACCUGGAGUAGCAAAUAUGGCGAAAGGGAGAACCACCAAAGACGUGAUCAGCGGUGAAAGGUGCAACGAGAUGAGAGAACAAAGAGAUGAAAAGAGACAAAAUUAAAUCAACGAUUCGUGGAGCCAUCCUCGAGCUAUGAAAAAAGAACAUAGAAGUCAGAUCACCAAAAUCCAGAUCUUGAAAACCAAGACGAGCAGAGAGUAUCAAUGGCAAACCAUCAACGAGGAAAUAACAUCAAUGACAACUAAACUCUGACCCAACCCAACGAGAUGUAGUUUCUAACCUUACCAAAAUCAAAAGAAAAAAACCACCAAUAUUGACUGAAAUAACAUACAACGCCAAAAUAAACAACCACACAACAUAGAACUAAUAUGCCUGAUCUAUAACAAAUACGAGAUAAUCUCACAAAAAAAAAGAAGGUGAGAAAAACAAGAGCACGGAAGUGAGUCUUUUUCCAGUGAUAGUGAGAAGCACUGCACACCAGAGAGACAAACGAAAUACAUAGAUUGUGACGACUCAAUGUUAAAAUAUGGGGGAAAGUGCAAAAAACAUAUAAAAGAGUAAUGUGAAAAAAUGUGAAAAACUAAAAUACAAUUUGACGUUGUUAAUCUUAGAAUCAACAAAUGCUUAAAGACAAAGUUAUUGAAAUUUAAUAUGUUUUACAUCUGAAAUUCAUUUCACCACUAACAAGUAAUAUUAUACAUACAACAAUAUAUUAUUAAAAAGACAAACACAUAAUAUAUUAAUUUAUUAGCUAUUACUACAUAACAUAAUAAAACAUCAAAUAAUGUUAUUCACAAUAAAUAUUGCCCACGUAAUCACAUCAUCUAAAAAUCAUAUUUAAGAAUAAUAAAAUAAUAUUCCGCGCGAAGCGCAGACACCCUCCUAGUGUAAAAAUAUUUCUUGUAAAAUAACGUAAAUAAAAAAAUGAAGAGGAAUUUACUAUUAUCAUUCAUUAUUUUUUUCACUAUUUAGAGUUAUUGGUUUGUAUGUUAUUGUGGCAUUUGCUUAUAUGAUACAUAUGAUUAUCUUUAUUUUACCCGUAAAACAAAAAGAUUACCAAAAAUAUUAUAAAAUUCAAUCCAAUUUAUAUGAUUGAUCUAAGCAGUAACCAAAUCGCAGUUGAUAGGCUACUUUUGUAAUACAAAAAAAAAUGAUGGUGGUUCAACCAAAAGCCCAAAGAAAGAAGUGGUAGGGUUUUACAAGGUUACUUGAGCUUUUAGAAACCCUCGUAUUGUUUUGGUCAAGAAUCUAGUAAUAAUUAGAUUCACAACAUAACAAUAUAUUUUAUCUUUUCCUUUUGGAUUAGUUUAUUGUUGAAAUCCGUGCUUAUCUUGUUAAAAUUUUAGAUUUCAUUUUCAUAAAAUUAACAAAUAAAUUGCGAUUCCCUUACUAUCUUUUCUCGAAUUCCUUUUUGAACACGUAUCCUGUCUUCUCUCUUUCAUCUUUCAGAGAGAGAAAAUAUGGAACUGCUACCACACGACGUGGUAGAGUAUAUUUUCGAGAGACUUGAUGUGAAAACCCUCCUCAAGUUCACGGCAGUAUCGAAGCAAUGGAAAUCUAGUAUCAUCCAAUGCCGUUCUUUCCAAACAAGACAGAUGCUCCAUCGCAAGCAAUCAGGAAAAACAGAUGUUGUUUUGGUGUCCUUAUACGAUGGGGCUGGUAGUAAUCCUAACAUUGAAGCUCUGAGAACGUUGGUGGUGGGGUCAACAGUUUCUGUCAAGAUCCCUACUACUUGGGAAAACAAGUUUUACCAGGUUUGCAACUCUAGCUGUGACGGUCUGAUAUGCCUCUACUAUCGUUAUAAUCCAAGCAUUGUGGUCAAUCCCACCACUCGUUGCCAUCGAACUAUCCCUCCAUGCAACUAUCAACUUGGGGCUUUUCAUAGAAUCAGACAGUUGGUAUCACCUUCUCCUGGAUUUGGUAAAGACAAGAUCUGUGGGACAUACAAACCAGUUUGGUUAUACAAUUCUGCUGAAGUAGGUCUGAAAAUCAAAAGCAUUACUACUUGUGAAGUUUUUGAUUUUACCACAAACGCUUGGAGGUAUAUUGUCCCUGCUUCCCCCUAUCUGAUUUAUCACAGCCAAGAUCCUGUGUAUUGUGAUGGGUCACUUCAUUGGUUCACUAAGGGUGAUGAAACCAAUAUUUUGGCUUUGGAUCUUCACACUGAAACUUUUCAAGUCAUUCCUCGACCUCCCUUUCUCCACAGCUUGCUGCGGCUUAUAGAGAGUAUCAUAUGCAGUCUUCAUGAUCGUUUGUGCGUGUCUGAGAGGAUUUGGCCAGAGCAAGUGAUAUGGUCAUUUGAUUCAGAAGAAAAGACAUGGAAGAAAAUAUAUUCAAUUGAUCUUAAAACAACCCCUUCUUGGCGUAGGAAUAACAGGUGGAGGACAUUCACACCACUAUCUGUUUUGGGGAAGGACAAGUUACUGUUUUACGAUGGUGAAUCUUCGGAUGGACCACUGGUAACGCUUGAUCUCAGAACUAAAUAUUGUGACAUAGCUUACAAAUGUAAAGUCAAAGCAUACAAAGCUCUUUGUUAUGUCCCGAGUUUAAUCUCUAUUUUGUAAACCUCGAACCAUA